UCGUACAAAUAUAUGACUAUAUAUAUCGUCCACAGCAUGUUUCUCACGGUCGUAUGUGUACUAAAUGUGAUACAAUUAGUCCGAGGUCAGACCAUCAUACCUAUGUAUGUCCAGAGUGACGCCUCUGUCACACUGACAUGUCCGGCUGAUGACCAGGCCACCACACUGACCUGGACCGGACCUGGGAGUAACCUAUACGUUACCGGUACUAUAGUGGAGGCUGGUCUAGAUAAUGGUGUUAAAUCACGGAUAUCUGUCGGUCACUCGGGAGGGAGUUACACACUGACGUUUACAGAGUUCCGGGCCUGGGACACAGGGAUAUAUACAUGUCAAGUGGACGGGACAGUGGGUCUACAGAUGGUCAUUGUACAAGGUGGGAGAUCAGCUUCCUCGGUGUAUGUCAGACGAGGUGGAGCAAUAACACUUAAUUGUCCAAAUACAGAUGGUACAGCGCAAUGGUCAGUUACAUCUCCUUCUGUCUUCAUUUACACUAUCGGAACAGACAUCAAUCCGUCAAUAUCUAAUUCUUUAAGAACCAGACUGACUGUUGAUAUACAUAACGGGACAUAUAGCCUUGGAAUCAGUGAUGUACAGCUGUCAGAUGUCUGGGAGUACCAAUGUACCAUCGGAGUCACAGACACAUUCUAUCAUCUACUACUGUACAUUCCACCAGUAUUUCCUGAAAUAGAGAACACAUUUGCCGUAAACGGUCAGAACAGGACAAGAGUGACAGAGGAUGGAAGUCUUACUUUGUCAUGUAACGCACGUGGCGGAUUCCCGGUGGCAAACGUGUCGUGGAUAAAAAAUAAUGUCUAUCUUGCUAUAAAUGACAGCAUAGCCAAGUACACAAAAGUGGUUACUCGAGCAGACGACAGGACAAUGUACAGAUGUCAGUCUAGUAGUCCAGCCCUGACAAGUCCCCAGACUACCAGUGUGUUGGUAUACCUAGAUUUAAAACCGGGAGAGCCAGAAAUCCCUGAACAGGUUUCCCAGAUAGAAAACAACAACCUACAGGUAGUUUGUACUUCAACUGGAAGUAGACCACCCGCCAACAUACAGUGGAAUAUUGGGCGUAAAUGGCUAUCCUCCAAUUCUACUGAUGUCAUGGAACCUGACAGCUCAACAGAAACGUAUACUGUGACGUCGACAUUAUCCCUCCUUGUAACACGUCACAACAAUGGGGAAUCUGUGUACUGUAGAGCCAGUAACCGGGCCUUGCCUGCGGGGAUCGAGUCAGUUACCCGCACUUUAACAGUAUUGUACCGCGCUGACAUCAACGUUAGCGGUAAAAACACAACAUACACGUCAUCCAAGAGACUACUGACUUGCGCACCUGAUGGUAAUCCAAACAUUUACAAAUUCGGUAGAUGGAAACAUACAGCGGAGGACGGUUCAGAGAUACGUCAGUUGACCGGAAGUUCAAAUUCCACACACUCGGUCCUGACCCUGCCCGACCCCGGCGUACCACGACGAUAUGAGGAUACCGGUUACUACAUAUGCAUAGCCACUAACAAUGUCCCAGACUCGUCCUCCUCCACGUCUGGCUCUGUCUUCUUCGUCGUUGAAGCUCCUCCUUUGGUAAUAACCAACGCAACAGUGAUCAAUGAACAGUUAGGGAACAACGCCACUAUUGAGGUAGAGUUUUACAGUAGACCAACAGUACAUCUUAAUGACAUCAAGUGGACUAGAAAUCCUAGCGGAUUACCUCCCCCUGUUAGAGCUCUAACGUCUAUAGUAGACAGAUCACUCUUGGUGGCUUUCCAUGGCGUAGACGUUCACGUCAAAGGCUAUGUGACUAUACUGAGAAUAAGUAUCCUAACAGAACUGGACUUUGGUGACUACACUGUGACAAUAAACAACAGCAUUGGGGUGACAAACCACACAGUGAAACUAUUAAAAGCAGGGCCUCCACCACCACCUCUCUACCUACUACAGAAACAAACAUCUGUUAGUAGUGUCACGGUGCAAUGGAUUCCAGCUUCAGAUGAUUAUCAGACACAGACCUUUGUGAUUGGCUAUAGAUCUGACGUUACCCAUGACUACACUGACUCUGACGUCAUUCCAGAUACACGGAAAUCAGUUGUGUCGUACACUAUAGAUGGAUUGACAGCGUCCUCCAUAUACUUUAUCCGAAUUUACGCGAAAAAUGAUAUCGGAUUGAGUAAUCAUAGAUAUAUCAACAUUUCAACAAACGCCGGUGACGACUGCUAUGAGGAUUUACAUUCCACCAGAACUGCACUGAUUUGCGUGUCCAUAAUCUGCGGUGCUGGGAUAGUAGUGGGGGUUGUUUUCGUCAUACUUAUAAAGAGACGGACAUCUUCAGGAUGCUGCUGUAGUAGUAAGACCUAUGGUUCACAUCAGAAGCAAGAAAUGACACAGAAAGCCGUUCAGAGAGACAACAGAGAGCCUGACUCUGUAGAGGAAAGCAAAUCCCAUUACCAAGAUCUUGAUCCAAGUGAAAUUCAACACCAUUCUCCUUAUGCAAGCCUCUCAGAAGGUGACAUGGAUACAAGUUUGGAAAAUGAAAGGAACAACUACGAAACGCUCAAGGAAGGUUCUGCAAAACAAGUAUACGACGAACUUAAGGUAGAUGAUGGUUCCAAGCAGUAUGCGAAUACUUGACCGAAUAUACGCGAUGAGAUCAACCAAAAGCAGCUCAGGAUGAAGAAACACAAUUUGUGUCCAAAUGGAAAAGUUCAACAUUGCAAAAAUAUCAAUUGAACCCAAAAGCAUCAGCAGGCCGGUAUAAAUCAUGUAUGGUGAUUAUUUUGAUAUUACAAAACUGACAAUGGUUAAGAACAUAAUAUCAAUAUCAACAAUGCAUGUGUGUUUUGUACAGAGCUAUAGACCAUUAAGUGAGGGAGAACAGUACUGUGUCAUUCCAGUCUUGCUCAAAGAAAGACUUUAACUUGAUUAAUAUUUUGAAUAGAUUAUCUUCAGGCUGGUACCGUAGGCCUCAACAAGGUGCUGAAAUGUAGUAUAUAUUGACGCAUUGUUGGCUUAUUCUAUUCUAUUCGAUAAACACAUACAUUGCCUAUAUUGAAAAGAACAUGAAAAUUGAUUAUUUUUGGCCACUCAAAAUAAACAAAAAAACAAAAUCAACAAAGAACCAAGUUCAAAAUGUGAAUUAUAUUAUAUAUGUAUAUUAUAUAUGUAUAUUAUAUAUUAUAUUAUAUAAUUAUGUGAAAUAGUGAACAAACAUAAGCCGCAAUUUCCAAAUGUACUGUGAGAUGUCAUAGUGGCCAUCAAUCCCGAAAAAAAAUAAGUUAUCACAUUUAACAAUGCAUUUAUAUAACACUGUCUAAAAACAAAUUAAAUGAAAAACGAGACGACCACUUCCAAUAUUAAAAAAGAUUGCAAUUAAAAAUGUCUGUGAUAAGAUAAUGUAUAGCUGUGUUAUCAUUUUUAUACGUAAAACAAACAUAUACACGUGAGUAUAUUGUGUUAAUUCGAUUCUCUGAAUUAAAUAAAUGCUAUAAUUUGA
Molecule: messenger RNA, 3484 nt
Organism: Pecten maximus
Lineage: Eukaryota; Metazoa; Mollusca; Bivalvia; Pectinida; Pectinidae
Product: nephrin-like
Exons: 16
Coding region: 13-2622 (869 amino acids)
Molecular function (GO): protein binding
Source: RefSeq, a predicted model, not a curated record